AUGCUGAAACUCGCCUUUAGGUUCAGUAGAUCUGCUGCUGUUGCUGCUUCUGCCACAUUGAUAAUGUCUAACUUCAGGUUUAUCGAUAUAGGUAUUAACCUCACUGAUCCCAUGUUCAGAGGAGUCUACAGGGGGAAUCAGAAACAUGAAGAUGAUUUUCAUCAGAUUGUUGAACGAGCUCUGAAAGUUGGUGUUGAAAAGUUCAUGAUCACUGGAGGAAACCUGGAGGACAGCACAGAAGCUCUGAAACUGGCCAACACCAGAGAGGAGUUCUUCAGCACUGUUGGCUGCCAUCCUACUCGCUGUGCUGAGUUUGAGCAGAAGGGGGCAGAGCAGUACUUCAGUCAACUCAGAGAGCUGGCCCUCAACAACAGGGGGAAAGUGGUGGCUGUCGGGGAGUGUGGCCUGGACUUUGACAGGUUGGAAUUCUGUCCAAAGGAGACACAGCUGAAGUAUUUUGAGAAGCAGUUUGAUUUGGCUGAAGAGACCAAACUGCCCAUGUUCCUUCACUGCAGAAACUCACACACAGAGUUCCUGGACAUAAUGAAAAGAAACAGAGACAGAUGUGUAGGUGGAGUGGUUCACUCCUUUGACGGGACCAAAGAGGACGCUGCUGCUCUUAUAGAUCUGGAUCUUUAUAUUGGCAUCAAUGGCUGCUCUUUGAAGACAGAGGCAAAUCUCGAGGCCAUGAAAUCAAUUCCCACAGAGAGACUGAUGAUAGAGACAGACGCUCCAUGGUGUGGCAUCAAAAACACUCACGCUGGAUCCAAGCUUGUAAAAACUACAUUUCCCACCAAGAAGAAAUGGGAAUCAGGUCACUGUCUGAAGGACAGGAAUGAACCCUGUCAUAUCAUACAAGUGCUGGAGGUGAUGGCAGCGGUGAGGAACGAGGACCCUGUGGAGAUGGCCAACACAAUCUAUCAGAACACACUGAAAGUGUUCUUCACUGGAAGCUGAUAUUACAGAAAGACUGGAUCUAGUGUGACUCUAUAACAGUAUAAAAUGGAACAUAUUUUAAUAAAUAAGUGAAGAAAA
Messenger RNA from Astyanax mexicanus (Mexican tetra), 1035 nucleotides. RefSeq names its product TatD DNase domain containing 1 (gene tatdn1). Gene Ontology annotation, molecular function: 3'-5'-DNA exonuclease activity. NCBI's taxonomy places the organism in Eukaryota, Metazoa, Chordata, Actinopteri, Characiformes, Acestrorhamphidae. Gene Ontology annotation, cellular component: cytosol. The transcript has 12 exons. The record is from RefSeq and is a predicted model, not a curated record. The coding region runs from base 1 to 957 and encodes 318 amino acids.